ACGCAUUCCCACUUCAUCACAGUGGGCCGCCAUGUCAGUCGAUGAUGGCGCCCAGGUCGCAGCUGAGUCGCCUCUCAAGAGGAAGAGAGACGGGCAAGACGAUCAGGCUGAAAGUAGCAACAAGACCAAAGCAGAGCCACCAUCAGCAUCAGCUUCAGCAUCGCAGCUAGCUUCUGGACUCAAGACAGCAUCGCCCGACACGCUGCGAAUCGCUUUGACAUCGCUCAGGCAGGCGACGCAAAUCCAAAGCGACGAGGAUCCUUUGACGAGUAUCGCAGCCAAGGACAAGCGCUUGCAAUUUGCUCGCGAAUUCCUUCAAGAACACAACGGACGAGAUCGCAUCUUUGAAGCAUGGCAGCGAGUCCACGAGACUGGCAUUGGGUCUCUCAUGCCUCUUCCCAUCUUCGUUCUCUCCAACCUCAUCACCCUCACCUCAGUCCAUCCCACAGAUAACGACCUCUCCCUUAGCCUCAUUCAGCCUAUAGCCCCAACCAAGUCGGCCGACGUUUCUGGCUCUUCGAGCUUCUGGAACCGGCUGCAUGGCUACCUGCUCAAUCCAACCUCACGCCAUGGGUCUCAACAGCAGCAGGGUGGCAGUGGUGGGUCGAGCGAGAUUCUCGUCGUUGCCAGCCUGCACGUCCUCACCAGCAUGGCCCGAUUCGAGAGCGGACGCUUUGCCCGCAGCAUCGUUGAGAAUUUGGCUUGGAACGCCAAGUCUGUUUUGCGACUGACGUCGAUGCGCAGACGGUCAGGCAAAGACCAGAAGGGCAAGGCAGGAGCGAGCGGUGCUCAGCCCAAGGCAGCGGCAACAUUCACUCGCCCAGAUAUCAGGCUGCUCUUCAUUCAGCUCCUGCUCGUCAUCCUGCAUCCGAGAAUUCUGCCCGAGAUUGACAGCGAGGGCAAGCAGCCUGAGAGCGUUGACUCUGGGGUUUCUCCCUCGACGAAGAUGCUUCUCAUCAACGCCGACCACGCACAGUCGAGUCUGUCGUCCAUCUUCAAGACACUGGCAGACGAUCCGCCCUCAGUGGUUCUGCACUUCCUGCACGUCCUUGACCGCUCUCUCUUGCUCGAUAGCAAGCUGCCUCGAGGAGCGCUCGUCUCGCUGGCCAAGAGCGUCGACCUCUUGAGCUCCCUUGUUCAGUUCGCAUCGAAAUCAAGCCAGGUCGAGAGGCUCGCAAUGGAGAUGCUACACAGGCUUUGCUCCCAGCCAGGUAGAGGAGUCUGUUUCAAGGACGCUGGAUGGUAUGGGAGGGCAGCACCGUCAUCUCGACCAGACGGCGAGGCCGAGCCGGGAUUGCUGGACGACGAUGAAGCACCGCGCCCGACCGACACUGCCAACCGCAGCUCAACGAGCGGCAUUCACAACCCCAUGAUCGGCUUCUUCAUCCAGUCUCAGCAGUUUUCGCCGCUUUACAACGACGCGCAUCGUGACUUGCUCAUGGCAAUCAUGCGAGCCGCACCCGAGUUACAGCCAGUCUUCUUCAAUUCGACGCGCACUGUUUUUGGUGCUGGCAGACUUGAGCCACCUCUUCCCGAAGCAGGUGCCCGAUUGAGCGGUCUAUUGGCCAAUCGGCUGAUGGGACUGCUACUAGAUCUGGGUCUGCCGCGAAUUUUUGACGCUACUCAGCCACCGGCAACAGGGAGGUUGAUUUCAGCAGUCUUCCCUCACACACUUGCGAGAGCCAAUCUCAUCAAAGGAUUGCGUCACCCGGACAGGCUAGUGCGAUGGAGCACGCUUGACCUGCUCAGCCGCCUCCUUGGGCGGGUCGGACGGAUGCUCGCUGUAUGCGCACGCUUCGCUCGUCAAGACGAGGGGUGGCAGCAAGCAGGUCGUGCUUUGCUGCGCGAGUGUGCGAAGCGCCUACCUGACCUCUCGACGAUCAUGAGCGCUUCGGAGCAGAUCGCUACGCCCGCGAAAGGCAAUAGUACAGCCACUGCCCCAUCGACGUCUGUGACGCCGCAGGAGAAGGCGACAGCAGGAAAGAUCGACUGGGUCCUCCUGGAAGGCUCGCUCCGCUCCGGCCUGCGGUACAUGCGUCUCACUCGUCGACGUUUCGGUGGCGGGGGAGUGAGUCCGCUUAGCUCAGGCGGAUACGACUUCCGUAACCUGCUAUCUGCUCCCUACCUCACCAACGCCUUUGUCAGUGAAGACGCCAGUGAAGCAAAGGAGCUCUUGCCCCUCAUUCAGCUCCACGCCAUCAAGAUGCUCAGACUGGCAAAGCUACAGCUCGCCUCGACCAGCGGGAGCGACAGUGUACUCGCACAAGUGGUCGAGCUCCUCAUGUCGCCAGAGAAUUCGCCUGAGGCGCGUGCAGAGGCGGCGAGCUUGCUGAAGGAGGCGUUCGGAUCAGUAGCUGCCGACGAUCCGUCAGCGUCCAGCGCAGCGCUCACCUUCGAAGGCGAUCAGGGAGAGUUCGAAGCUUGGAUUGCAGCUUUGCCCACUGGCCAUGAUGAGACUGCUCGCGCUCGCCGUGCUACUGCCGUCGCGCUGCUUGAAGAGUGCCUCUCGCGCUGCUCGAAGAACACUUAUCGCUAUCUGGAGGCUGCGCGCUCCUUCAACACCGAGCUUGAAGAGAGCGAUACCCUCUGCGUGUCGCCUUUGUUUGCUACUUUCGCUGAGCAGCUUGCCAUCAAGAUGGAGAAGGGGCUGUUCCCAAAUGGAAAUGCGCAAGAAGCCGUGCUGCAGUAUCUUCGUCGGCUCAUGCCGCUGCUGAUCGGCAGAAGCAGGCCAGGAGCUCAAGGCGCGAUGCUCGCAUUCCAGGGCAAGCUAGUGGACAUUGCAGCUGCGAAGGCUUUCGAGGAGAAGCAGGUAGCCACCAUCAAGGGCACAAGGAGCGUCAUCGAUUGGGGCUCUGCUCUCGAGGAAAAUGAGAGUAAAACCGUGCGCGCCGAGACUCUGUCGGCCAUCGGCUUCGACCCUGAGGACCCAGCAUCCUACCCGUCGCUGCUUCUUGCAACUCCUUCUGCUCUCUCAGAAGCAAGCGCCCUCCCUCCCUGCAUUCUCCUGAUGCAAGCGCAUCGCCACCUAGCGAGCAGCCAUCGCAGAGCUGGCAAGAAGAGCAAGUCAAAAUUGGCAGUAGAUCACGUUAUCCUCCUCACAGAAGAUGCGCCAAUGGCCAAGCUCUCCCUCCGACUCAUCGCAGAGUUGCUUGCGCUGCCCAAACGCACGCCCGAGGUGAACGCUCUGCUCUUACGCUGCCUCGAUCACACUCUGGCUGCUGCAGACCUGCCUUCUUCAUCGCUGGGUCAGGUCUUCUUCGACCUCCCUCAGCUACGAGACGCUGUGGAACACUGCGACGCCAAGCUCCUGGCUGCGUUUGCAAAUAUCCUCGCAGAGCGUCUCGACAGCGCGAGGGCAGGCGUGCUACGCGACUGGGUCUCGUCUUGUGCGGACAAGCAUGGCCUGAGCGCCGUCACUCGACCUCUGGUGCCAUUCAUGGACGACAUUACGCUGGACCGUCUCUGGUCAACCAGCUUGCAAGGCGACCUCAUUACGGGUGGAGUGGAGGAGCUGCGGAUGCUCAGAGAGAUUGAUGCUCUGCGCCACACGUCGAGUCAGAGCGCGGACGCUGCUCAGCUUCUUGCCUUGGGAAGCAAAUUGCUCGCCCACGAUGGAUCCCGCGAAGAGUUGGUAGCUCUACUCCUUUCGAUCGUUGGAAAAAGUCAAGCAAGCAACAGCUCCAAUGACCACGCCCGCGCGUAUCUCUCUGCUCAGGCCUCAGUGGGCAAACUCGACCUGCAAUGGCUCACGCCAGACUUGCCCGGAGCUGACGCUCUGCAGUCGCUCCUAAUCUACCGCUUUCAUGAUGGUCUCGAGCUCCUCAGUUCUCAAUUGGCGACCAAGUCUGGAGGACAAGACGUUGCAAAAAUGGUCGAGAGCAUGCCAUUGUCAGUGCUGGCUUGGUUGGAUGUGCAGUCGAUCCUUUGCGAGGCAAGUGACUGCGGCACCGCUCUGCAGUUGGACGAGCUCGCCUCGCCGCUGGCGUCCCUGGCCUUCCACCCAGACCCGACUCGGAGCGUGGUAGCAGGCGAUGCUCUAGGGCUGCUCUACCUCCUCUCCUCUCGCCAAGCCGACAAGACCCUGCCGUCAUCUGUGCUCAGUGUCGUCCUCUCCGUCAUCCCGAAUAAGCCAGGAGAUGCCUUCACCGCUGGCGCUCUUCGUUUCGGCGCCUCCUUGCUUUCAUCCAGCAAGACUUCGUCGACAGAUGCUGUCAACAUUGCCCAGCGUCUUUUAGAGCAGUCUCUCCUUUGGCUGGUUCGCCGCUUCGCAGAGGAUGAAGAAGAUUCUCCUAGCCUCCUUACGGCAAUCGAUGCCUUCGGCUCCCUCCUCUACCGUUGCGCCGCUGUUGGCGGCCAAGCAAAGCCAGUACCACACCUAGCGGACCCAGCCAUCGAAGCUGCAUUUAAGCGUCGGUUGACACAGAGGAAGCAGAUGGAUAUGGUGCGCUUGCUCGUCUUGACGACGGACCUCAAGCCCAGCUCGGCAGCGGCCCACACAGCGGCUUUGCUUGCUCAUUCGCAGUUCAGGACUGCCGCUGCCGAGGGUGCAGCCUCACGAGGAGUGCUGGUCUCCAUUCUCCACUCGCUGGCAUCACAGCACGCAGAGCAGGUGGUGACGCCGCAAAAUCUGCAGGCUCUGCUGGGCAUUUACGGCGGGACCAUGUCGCUUCCUGAUCGACAGUUAUUUGACCUCUUUCAGAUGGCAGGGGAGCGCCUUGGAAGAGGCUUGUUCCCUAGUCUAGCCCGCAGCUGGUCUGCUGACGGCACACGCGGUGGUCAAUCAUCGACGACUGCACUUGACGCUCUCCUGUCACUCGACAGCGGUCGUGCCUUUUCAACCUGCGCAGCCUUCCCUCGCGACCGUGCCUUCGAGCACCUCUCAGCCGGCGCAGUGCCUUCAGGCAGCAACGACACUUACGAUCCUCUCUGGGUCCUGACCCUUCUCAGCGGAGCUAUGCAGCAGCAGAGUGGCGACCUGCGUAUUACUGGGCUCGAGUGGCUCGCCAUCGUCCGUACCAACGCCCUGGGAGUGGCCAUUGUCUGCCUCAGCUCCAAGCAGGCCAGCACGCGCAACACUGCAGCAAACGUGAUCGCUCGAGCUUACGCGGGGAUCUCGGGCUCGGACGUUCAAGAGAAGCAGCACCUCAUGCUCAAUAUGGACGUGGUUCGCUCCCUCCUUUCUGCCUCGCAACAGGAAGAGGAGGCUGCACCUCUUCCCCUCACCACUACCCUCUUCCUCGCGCACCACCUGCGACUCGUCGGCUCUCCCUCAUCCGUUCUCUUCCCCCCAGUCUCUCGCUUCCUGCUGCAGCGACCGACGUUCGACAGCACGGAUGUGCCGAUGCUGUAUGCCACACUUCAGUCGACCGAUCCGGAUCACUGGAGGGCGCAUCGUCUCUGGAUGCUGCGCUUCUUGAGGGAUGUGAGCACAGCGGGUGGCGUUGGGUUGGAAUGGCGGGUGUUGAAGAGGCGCUACGUCUGGGAUCUAUUGGCCAGUAUGUAUACCGCACUCAAGAGGGCGGCAGGAGCUUUCGAUGGGGCGAGCAACGGCGGUGAGGAGGCCGAGGGGUCGUCUUCAACUGCUCCGAGUGUCACAAGACAGACGCUUCGCCUCGUCGAAGAGACUAUGCUCGCGCUCGUGAACAAGCCGCGUGUGGCCAGCGAGCUGCUGACGCGCAAGGGCCUGUUGACGUGGAUACUGCAGCAGAUUACGCUCGAGGGAAAGGGCAGGCCAGGCAGGCACGCUGCUACCUUCGAGUCGAAUAGCAUCGAAGCAGGGAACGAGCAGCUAGACCAGGACCACGUUGAGACAGCAGAGCAGGAGAUCGAUGCCAACUUCAAACUACUGCUCUUACGCCACGCCCUCGGAGACAAGCCUGAGCUCUGGGACCGUUUAGACCGCACCAUGGCCGACGUCAGCUGGACAUCAACGGUGCUGGCCAUUCUUGACGGCAUGGAGGACUCUUACUCAUCUACGCGUCACUUCAUCGAGGUGCUGUGUAUUGUAGCCAUGCGCCAGGCUAGCGACAUCUCCGGCUCGUCUAGAGGUCUACUGUUGCGUCUACUAGGCGAAGCUGUCGCUGGUCUGCAGGCGCGAUCGAGCGCAUCAACGAGGUCUGCCCUGAAGGGUGAGGUGUCUAUUCUGGCCGGCAAAAUCUUGGAGAGCCUGUUGACCUUGCGAGAAGGUGAAUCAGAGGAGCAGAAUAGGCGGCAGAUCGGGGCUUACUUUGCACAAGCUCUCGGACUCGCAGUAUCGGGGGAUGAGCAGAGAUGGAGACGAGAGCAUGUGAGGAUGUUGCAUUCGUGACCAGACGACAAGGAUGUAUUUUGCAAUGCUAUCAUGAGCUUUCCCCGGGGU
Molecule: messenger RNA, 6358 nt
Organism: Jaminaea rosea
Lineage: Eukaryota; Fungi; Basidiomycota; Exobasidiomycetes; Microstromatales
Exons: 2
Coding region: 32-6307 (2091 amino acids)
Biological process (GO): maturation of LSU-rRNA from tricistronic rRNA transcript (SSU-rRNA, 5.8S rRNA, LSU-rRNA); maturation of 5.8S rRNA from tricistronic rRNA transcript (SSU-rRNA, 5.8S rRNA, LSU-rRNA)
Cellular component (GO): nucleolus
Source: RefSeq, a predicted model, not a curated record